Messenger RNA from Lutra lutra (Eurasian river otter), 1077 nucleotides. Its product is annotated as melanoma-associated antigen D4-like. Bases 437 to 796 code for a protein of 119 amino acids. The transcript has a single exon. The record is from RefSeq and is a predicted model, not a curated record. NCBI's taxonomy places the organism in Eukaryota, Metazoa, Chordata, Mammalia, Carnivora, Mustelidae.
CGUGGCCUUCCUAUAAACAGACACCCUACACGUGUCCCACCCUGCACUUCCACAAGGCUUCUGGAUAGGAACAGCAGCCCAAGGCUUUGAAGGCCUCAAUCAUGGAGGCAGUAGCCCUGAGAGUGAGCAUAGAUGUGAGGCAUGGGCUGGAGGCCCCCUACCCAUGCCCCACAGGAACAGGGGAGGGGCCAUCUAGGAGCUGCUGGUGCAACAGGUCUGCCCGGCUGGACGCCAAUGUGUAUGUCGCACUGAGGUACCUGGAAUACAAGACGAUCCUUGGCAGCCACCAACCCUAGUCUGAGCUCCUCUGGGGCCUGAGAGUCCUCCACUAGACCAGCAAGAUGAGCGCGCCAAGAGUCAUCACCCAGCAGCAGAACCGAGACCCCAGGAAGGGAAGGCUCAUUUCUUGGAGGCUGUAGAUGGUGCGUUCAAGACAAUGGAUGUGGAUAUGGCUGAGGAACAUGUCAGGGCCCCGAUGAGGGCCCAGACGGACAUCGGGGAUGAAGCUCUGAUUGGACAAUGGUGCUGGGAUGACAUACAGGUGGAGCUUCUGACAUGGUAUGAGGAUGGAGAUUUUAGCAAUCGCUGGGGCCAGGAUUCCUUUGGCUUUCUGGGCCAGAAACCAUCAGUAGAUUCUGAAUGGCAACCGUGCCAACAGAACCACUGGGAGAGUUGGAGUCAGCCCUGGCUCCAAUGGUGGGGCCAGCACCACAUUUUAGACGGGCCCAGCACCAGCAACACUGUCCAGACCAGAAAUGCCACCAGAAAGAGUGCCAACUUCCCCGGGAUCCAAUAAUGCUGAUGAAUGGCAGCAGUCACUCACCAAGCCAGGGUGCAUCCCCUGACUCCUUCACACAGCACUCGGGGCACCUUCCAAACCUGCUCAUCCGAGAUGGCAUGCAUGAGGAAGCCGUCUUCGCCCUUCUUGUUUUCGUCGUGUGCUUUUGUUGUGUUUUCAUAUUUUUGGUAUCCAUGUUACAUUAAAGUUGCAAAAUUAAGAAAAGAAAAAAACAAAAAUAAAAUAUGAUGGGAGCUAAGCACACCGUUGUCUGCAAUCCACAUAGGCUUACAGUGUAA